AUAUAUAUAUAUAUAUAUAUAUAUAUAUAUAUAUAUCCUUAAUAUGGAGAGCACGACACCACUUCUGCAGCUCAAUAAUGGAUCUUCGUCGUCGUCGUCGUCACCAUUACCUGCACCACAAGAAGCAGAAGCAGAAGCAGAAGGAGACUACUCACCUGCAGCUUCCAAGACUUUCAAAGACUUUAUCAAGUUCGUAUUUUGGAAAGAGACUGUUAAGUUAUGGAAGAUUGGCGGUCCUAUUGCCAUCACUCUACUCUGUCAGUAUGGUACCAACACUUUAACCUCUAUCUUUGUUGGCCAUCUUGGAAACUUGCAACUCUCUGCCGUUUCUGUUUCCCUCUCUGUCAUCACGACCUUCGCUUUCGGCUUCCUUCUUGGUAUGGGCAGUGCCCUCGAGACCCUCUGUGGUCAAGCUUUUGGUGCUGGUCAAGUUCAUAUGCUCGGUGUUUACUUGCAAAGAUCAGCCAUCAUCUUAUUCGUCAGCUGUGUCGUCCUCUUGCCCAUUUACAUUUUUUCCACUCCUAUCCUCAAAGUCAUUGGCCAAGAAGAUGAUCUUUCUGACCUUGCCGGAAAAUUCACCAUCGUAACCAUACCUAAUUUGUUUUCACUGGCUAUCUAUUUCCCUACCCAAAAGUUCCUUCAAGCUCAACGCAAGGUUGGAGUACUUGCCUGUAUUGCCUUUACGACUCUCCUUCUACACGCUUUUUGGCUUUGGCUCUUCAUCUAUAAGCUUGGUUGGGGCGCCACUGGAGCAGCAAUCGCUUUAGACCUUACUGGAUGGUCAACUGCUCUGGCUCAAGCUGUGUACGUGAUGGGCUGGUGUAAGGAAGGAUGGCGUGGGUUUUCCUGGGCUGCAUUUAAGGAUAUUUGGUCCUUUGUCACCCUCUCACUAGCUUCAGCUGUCAUGCUUUGCCUGGAGCUCUGGUAUAUGAUGAGUAUUGUUAUUCUCACUGGACAUCUGAGUAACGCAGUCAUUGCUGUUGGUGCCCUUACCAUCUGCUUGAAUAUCAAUGGCCUUGAACUAAUGUUGUUCCUUGGAAUAAAUGCUGCUAUAAGCGUUCGUGUCUCGAAUGAGCUUGGAUUGGGGCAUCCAAGAGCUGCAAAAUACUCGGUCAUGGUGACUGUGUUUCAGUCACUUGUGAUUGGGCUCAUUCUGAUGGCUGUUGUGUUGGUAGCCAAGGACUAUUUUGCCUACAUCUUCACAAGCAACAAGGAGAUGCAAGUAGCUACCUCCAAACUAGCAUUCAUUCUAGCCAUCACCAUGGUUCUUAACAGUGUCCAGCCAGUGAUAUCAGGUGUUGCUAUUGGUGGUGGGUGGCAAGCAUUAGUGGCCUAUAUCAACAUUGGUUGUUAUUAUGUUAUUGGGCUCCCCCUUGGCUACCUGCUUGGAUACAGAGCAAAGUUGGGAGUCGAGGGCGUAUGGGGUGGCAUGCUAGGCGGAACUGCUUUGCAGACCUUGCUGCUCUUGAUUGUACUCUACAAAACCAACUGGAAAAAGGAGGUUGCAGAAACAGCAGAACGCAUGAGGAAGUGGGGUGGCCAGGAUAUCAAAGAUAAUGAUGAUCGUAGAGGUGCUAACGGAGCGUGAAGCAGCUGAUCAUUAAUUAAUACAUCUUUAAUUAAGAAGUAGAAUAAUGCAUGGUUCUCUUCGUCUCGACUCAUGAUCAAGUCUUCCAGCGGUACAACUUACGUAGGAAAUCAAACAAUCAGUCAAAAUAUCAGUCAACAGAAGAGAAAGAAUCGUUGUUUUGAAAGAGAAAAACCUGCUGAAUUUACCAUUGGUUAUCUUGAAACAAUAAUAAUAAUAAAUGCUAGCACUUUCGAUGCUCAUUGAAUUAAUAGCCAGAACAAGUGUAAUAUAAUAUGUAUGGACUGCUUUCGACGUAGGACAUGAAAAGUUUUGUUGAAGGGAACUUUUCUGCU
Messenger RNA from Populus nigra (black poplar), 1923 nucleotides. RefSeq names its product protein DETOXIFICATION 35-like. Gene Ontology annotation, cellular component: membrane. Gene Ontology annotation, molecular function: xenobiotic transmembrane transporter activity; antiporter activity. Bases 44 to 1588 code for a protein of 514 amino acids. The record is from RefSeq and is a predicted model, not a curated record. Gene Ontology annotation, biological process: xenobiotic detoxification by transmembrane export across the plasma membrane. The transcript is spliced from 6 exons. NCBI's taxonomy places the organism in Eukaryota, Viridiplantae, Streptophyta, Magnoliopsida, Malpighiales, Salicaceae.